GCAAACAGUUGUGAUGUCAGUGACUGUGCUUCUAUUCAGGGCAUCAGGCCUCCCAUGCCCAUGCCACAGUAUGGAGCCUUGGCCGCCUUGGGUAGGCAAGGCCUCCCGGGAAUACUCAUUGCCAUUUCACCGCUACUGCAGCUUCAAAUGAAGAGAAAGAGGGGAAAGAAAAGAUAUAAGUAGCUUGACAAACCCCAGAGAUUCUCCUCUUCAGUUCAGAUCAAGCAUCUAUUCUACACUCAAGAACAAACCACCACUACCAUACACAAUCUCAUCCAAGUAUCAUAUCAUCAUUCAUCUACCACAAUGAAGACCUUCACCACCAUCACCUCUGUCCUCGCUCUCUGCUCCUCGGCCCUGGCCGCACCAGUGGAAGCUGCUGAAGCGGCUGGCACCGCAGUCUCUGUCUCCUACGACACUGCCUACGAUGUCUCUGGAACUUCAUUGACCACCGUCUCCUGCUCGGACGGUACCAAUGGCAUGAUCGGCAAGGGCUACACUACCUUCGGCUCUCUUCCGGGCUUCCCCAGAAUCGGAGGCGCUCCUACCAUUCCAGGCUGGAACUCUCCCAACUGCGGCAAAUGCUACGCCUUGACGUACAACGGCCAGACAGUCAACAUUUUGGCCAUUGAUGCCGCACCGGGUGGCUUCAACAUCGGUCUGGAUGCCAUGAACCAACUCACUGGAAACCAGGCCCAAAACCUAGGUCGUGUUGACGCUACCUACACUGAGGUGGAUGUCAGUCAGUGCAAAUAAGCGCCAAAAACAUUCAGCAUUGUGCUUGGGAGAUGAGUCCGUGUGUUGCGGGAAUAGGCUACGAUGGGAUAUGGUUUCGGGUUUAUGAUUGAUACGCUUUUUUGGGAUACUUUCCUUUAUUUUACCUACUGUUAAUAACAUAAU
Messenger RNA from Aspergillus piperis CBS 112811, 900 nucleotides. It is a transcript of the gene aspf13, whose product is annotated as allergenic cerato-platanin Asp F13. The record is from RefSeq and is a predicted model, not a curated record. The transcript has a single exon. Lineage: Eukaryota; Fungi; Ascomycota; Eurotiomycetes; Eurotiales; Aspergillaceae. Bases 307 to 756 code for a protein of 149 amino acids.